Molecule: messenger RNA, 1529 nt
Organism: Aspergillus sclerotioniger CBS 115572
Lineage: Eukaryota; Fungi; Ascomycota; Eurotiomycetes; Eurotiales; Aspergillaceae
Product: isopenicillin N synthase family dioxygenase
Exons: 1
Coding region: 247-1272 (341 amino acids)
Molecular function (GO): dioxygenase activity
Source: RefSeq, a predicted model, not a curated record
CGGGGGUCCGGUAAUGCUUGCGGAUCCCUGUAGUAUGGUGCAUUGGAACUCGGGUCCCCAUGCUCGUACGAAUGCUACCCGGGGUCGUUCCUCAUGAUUCGGCCCCCCUACAUCAGGUAAUACAGUCCCGAAAUCAACGUUGGAUAUAAAUCCAAUGUGAACUGCCUGCAAAUUGCGAUUGGUGCAUAGACCGCAACACAACACAACACAACACAAUAACAACAAUUUUGACCGAAGCAGAACAAGAUGGCUCCUGGACGCAUCGAUCCUCCAAAUCUCCCCGCCACCAAGCUUAAGAUCCCCACCGUGGACAUCUCCGCCUUCCUGGCCGACCCAGAUUCUCAAGAGGCCCAGUGCAUCGUGCCCAUUGUGAGGGCGGCCUGUCGCACCACUGGCUUCUUUCAGAUUACCGGUCACGGCGUUUCCACGGCUCUCCAGCAGGCCGUGUUUGAAGGGGGCAAGAAGUUCUUUGCCCUUCCCUUCGAGACUAAAAAAGCCCUUGACUCCAAGACCGUCCGCGGCCACCGCGGCUACGACGUGCUAGCCUCACAGUCAUACGAGCCGGGUAUCCUGCCAGAUCUCAAAGAAGGCUGGUAUGUUGGAGAGGAUCUUCCAGAUGACCACCCCCGAGUACAGGCAGGCCGCUUCUUCAUGGGGCGCAAUGUCUGGCCGGAUGAGGCCAAAGUGGCCCGCCAUGACUUCCGAGAGCCUUGCGAGGAGUAUCACCGGGCACUUAGUGCCCUCAGCAUCCAAAUUUUACGACUCAUCGCGCGUACCCUGCCGUAUGGCUCGGGCAUCUUCGACGACUUUGUCUCUCACCACCCCAUCACUCCAAUGCGGAUCUUGCACUAUCCUCCCGCCCGCACAGGGACGGACAAACCUCAGUACGGGGCCAGCGCGCAUACCGACUUUGGCGCCAUCACGCUGUUGUUGCAGGACGAAAGCCCCGGGCUGGAGGUGUUGGACUCUCGCACAGGGACGUGGGUGGCCGUACCGCCCAACCCGAACGCCUACGUGGUCAACAUCGGUGACAUGCUCAGCCGCUGGACACGGGACGAGUAUGUCAGCAGCGUGCACAGGGUUAUUAACCAGAACCCAUGGGAUCGGUACAGCAUCGUCUUCUUCUUCGACGGGAAUCCCGACACGGAGCUGCGGGCAUUGGAUGGCAGCGAGGCGGAGGAUUCGCACCCACUGACCCCGGAGCAACACAUGCUGCACCGUAUGACCGAAAGCUAUGGGAAGAAAAUCAAUAAACCCGAGGUUAGCGCCUGAUGCCAUCUGCAUAUCAUGAGAUAUGGGGAUUCCCUCCUUGCCCCUCUUUGCGCAAUGCAGAAGGACCACCACGUCCUUCCUCAAUGUACCCUGACUUUUUCACUCCCCGGCAUUCCUUUCCAAAUUUCCCAAUAAUCAUAAGGAAAUCUUUUCUCCGUAACAGCGAGGGCCUUUUUUUCCAUCCACAACCCUAGCUUAGGUCACAGACAAUACAAGAACUAUUCCAAGCUCAAUAGAGGUUGCUAUACAUACUUCCC